AAUUUCGAUAUUUAUUAACUUUUUUGCUAAUUAUAGUUAUAGGGAGCAAACCUUAUUAUAUAUACUCCGAUAAUUUACUCAAGAUACGAAUAUCCGAACAAACAUGGAAAUCAAACAUCUCAGCUUCAGUUUCCUUAUCCUAUUCUCCUUCAUCAUCUACACAAAUGCCAAUUCCAAAGAUUGUUUUUACAACAUCUACGUGGAAACCGGCGAUAUUCCGUCGGCCGGAACUAAAUCUAACGUAACCAUCUUCCUAGGCGACGAGAACAAGGAUGAACUGCCGAUCGUGAAUCUUAAAGAUUGGGGUUUGAUGGGGCCCACCCACAGCUACCUUAGUGUGGGAGAAGUGGACCUCUUCGCUGGGAAAGGCCCCUGUUUACGUGGGCCCAUAUGCAGCCUCAUCAUCGUGCUAGAUGGUUAUGAUACUUGGUUUUGCGACUCUAUUGAGAUAACCAGCGUAGGCUUUGGAAAGUCGUGUUCUCAAAAGCAUUUUGUGGUGAAGCAAUGGCUCGACGUCAACAAGGGAUCGGCUCUCAUUCUUCAAGAUGAGUGCUCAACUGAUUAUGAUGGUGUCCCUUUAGAUAGUAUGAGGAGUGGAUACUAAUCACGAUUAUAGGCUUCUAAACUUCACAUUUGUUAUUCUCAAAAUCUUAAUUCAUUUAGAUAAUGUCUGCUAGCAUAUUUGUGUAAGUUAAAUAAAUGUGAGUCGAGUUAGGAUUUGCAUUUGGAAGUCUCUUGACGUCCAAUCGAUCAAUAAAAUUGUGUAUUUCAAUUCA
Messenger RNA from Salvia miltiorrhiza (redroot sage), 776 nucleotides. RefSeq names its product PLAT domain-containing protein 3-like. Lineage: Eukaryota; Viridiplantae; Streptophyta; Magnoliopsida; Lamiales; Lamiaceae. Gene Ontology annotation, molecular function: protein binding. The transcript has 2 exons. The coding region runs from base 104 to 604 and encodes 166 amino acids. The record is from RefSeq and is a predicted model, not a curated record.